CAUAGCCUCCAUCAUCGAGUUCGCCCACAUCCACCCCCCUAAAAAAAAAAGUCUUCGUCCAACCUCCACAGGAACUGACGUCUCCGCCGUGCAAAGUGGAUGGAAAAAAAAAUGCAGCUGCGGGACAAAAAUGGCUCCAAACACCGCAUCGCUAAAAGGUGUAUGAGGCUGUGUUUUGCAGUCCUGAUGUAACAACUCAUCAUGCUCAUGGCCUCUUCCAGUUGACGCUAUGGCCCAGAUAUCGAGAGGUAAUGGGUUUAAGAUGGAUGUCCCCCAAUCAAAGGGGCUUGUGGGAAAAGAGGAAGCCCUCCGAAUGGAAGAAGAGGCUUUAGCAAAGCUACAGAGGGAUAAGAAGCAAACUUUUUCCUCAUCUCAUAAUGUGGCGUCCUCCCCCAAGUCACACAAGGCCAAGGCCACCAACAUUGCUUCUGCUUCUGUUGUGCCCCAAUGUUUACCAGCCUCUAAGAGACCAGAAAAGGACCUCAUUGUGUUCCCCGAGACCAAGAAGCAGCCAGAAGCCAACAAGUUAAGGGACAUUGAUGUGGACAAACUGACCAAUGAGGAGCUGGAGAAGCUCCUGCUGGAUGAAAACUUUGGGGCCAACAGUAAAGUGUCCCGCCCGUCGUCACUGCUGGGGUUUAAUCUCAGCGCUUCCUACCCCGGCGGCCAUACGUGUAGCUCAUCCCCUUUCCAAGGUUCCCAAUGGACACCUAUCCUGUCCACUCCAUCAAACUCCACAGGGUCCACGCCCACCCAUCAGCCGGCACCUCUGUUCCCUUCCGCUCCAUUCACCAAGCCAGGGGCAUUUCAGAAUGGUUUCACUCCGACCAUGUCGCCCUUCAUGCCCCUGGCUGCCCAGCAGACCUCUUUCUUGCCCUUCACUUCCAUACAACCUGCCGCUACAGCCGCCACCAUGGUCUUCCCCCCGCCGCCUGCCGUGGAUCCAGAAAUGGCAAAGCUAUUUGAUAAGAUUGCCAGCACCUCAGAAUACUUGAAGAAUGGCAAGUCGGGCUGCACUGACCUAGAUUCCGCUCUGGGGUGCUCUGGCUCCCUGGCACCCAACCCGGCGGCCCAGCAGCCAGCAGCAACGGAAUCCCCGUGCAUCAGCCGCUUCGACUGGCUGGAUCUGGACCCACUGACCAAGCGCAAAGCCGACAACGAGGAAGUGGGCACGUCGCCGGGGGAUGAUCCAGACGUGGCUCAGGGGUUGUCUGCAGGGGACCCUUGGGAUGCAGUGCUUGAGACGGAAGGGAAACGCAGUAGCAGAAGUCCCCCGCUAGAGGGGAAGGCAUCUGGGUCUGCCCGGUCCCAACCGAGGAGGGCUUCGACAGGGGCUGCUGUUACAAGGAGCCACUCGCUCAACAUCCCAGGAACUUUCUCGCCGCACAAAGCCAACAGUCAGGACAAGGGGAAAGGAAAAGGUCUCGUGAAGAAUGACGCCCUAGAACAGGAAGACUCUCAGAACCUGGAGGUGGUGGCUUUCUGCAAAGACAUUGCAAGCCUUCGCUCCAAAUAUCCUCACGGCGACACGGCCACAAACCCUGGCUACAUCCGCAGCCCGGUCAUCGCCCAGAGGGAUGCCGGAGGGGACACCAGCUGCUCUGUGAAGGUGUCUAUUGAGAUCUCCGACUCUCAGCAACCCGUGACCUUUACCUGUGAUGUGAAUUCUCCAGUGGAGCUCCUGAUCAGUCAGACCCUCUGCUGGGUCCACGACGACCUGGAUCAGGUGGACUUCUCCAGCUACCUGCUCAAAGUGUGCGGCCGAGAGGAAGUGCUGCAGAAUAAACACAGCCUGGGCAGCCAUGAGUACGUCCAAAACUGCAGGAAGUGGGAGAAUGAGAUCACAUUACAGCUUCUCUCUCACUCCACCAUGAGACGGGACUUGGCUCGCACUGUGGAUGAUGACAAUGCGUGCAUAAAUCUGGAGAAACAUCUCAGCUAUAUAGAGCGACCGUUUAAAGAGACUGUCACAAGACAAGGCUUGAUUGACUACCUGGAAGGUUAUCACAACCAAGUCAACAUCUGUCUACAAAAUGAGAGUACCCAGUACAAGACUGUGGACCGGGUGGUGCAGACCGUGAAAAACUUCUGCUGUGCUCUGGAUGAGGUGGAGACCCAGGCUAUCGCUGAGGCCGUCAAAAGGGUGCGACACUCUGUCAACCUGCCCAGGACACGCUCACCCAAGUUGGGGUCCACGUCACCUGGGCAGGCAGCAAAUGGCCACGGCAGCCCAGUGGACGAGAGCAUGGCGAUGCUCACCCAGGCUGUCUACAGCUUGGCCAAGCUCUACCUUCGCUCUUUUUGCACCCCGUCCACUUCCGUAAGCUUGGCCUCGCUCAACGGAGAAACGGCGGCAAAUCGGCGAAGCAGCAAAGAAGCCUCCGGAACCACGGACCACCUCCAGUUCACCCUCUACGCUCUUCACGGCAUUCCAGCCCACUGGGUCAGCAGUUACGAGAAAUACUUCUUGGUGUGUUCUCUCACCCACAAUGGCAAAAACCUCUUCAAGCCGGUGCAGUCCAAGAGAGUGGGCACAUACAAGAGCUACUUCUACCACAUCAAAUGGGACGAGCUGAUCAACUUCCCCAUUGCGGUGGCAGUGCUUCCGCUGGAGUCCAUCCUGGGUCUGACUCUGUUUGGCGUACUCAACCAGAAUGCCGGAGGCUCCCCGGACUCCAACAAACAGAGGAAGGGCCCGGAGAUGCUGGGCAAAGUUUCGAUGCCACUAUUUGAUUUUAGAAGAGUUCUUGCCAGAGGUACAAGGCUGUUGUGUUUGUGGUCAUCAGUACAGGGUGGUGCUGCUGGCUCUGCAGGGGGACGCAAAAAGAUACUUGCAGAGAGAAUUGUGCUGCAGGUGGAUUUUCCCAACUCUGCACUGGAUGUUUUGUAUGUGGGACCUCAGGAGGCUCCCAGUCCUGAGCCCAACCCAACGGAGGAGCUUGACCCUGACCUCCGACGUAAACUAGAGAAAAUCUGCAGCCGAGCAUCCAAUUUUGGUCUUAAGCGGGCUGACCACCAACUCCUCUGGGACUACCAGCUCCACUGCCGCAGGGAUCACCCCAGCAGCCUGCCCAAGGUGCUGGCCAGUGCGCCCAGCUGGGACUGGGCCAGCAUGGCUCACAUCCACUCUGUGCUUCACCACUGGCCCCCGCUGCCACCUGUCACCGCGCUGGAAUUGCUCGACUCUAAGUUUGCAGACACCGAGGUGAGGCGGGUGGCGGUGAGCUGGGUUGAAGGGAGCACUGAUGACGAGCUGGCUGACUACCUACCGCAGUUGGUGCAGGCUAUAAAGUUCGAGUGUCACCUCAAGAGUGCCCUCGUAAUGCUGCUACUUUCCAGGGCACUCGGCAACAUCAACAUUGCGCACUACCUCUAUUGGCUGCUGAAGGAUGCUGUGCAGGAUGCAGGAUGGGGGCGACGUUAUGAGCGUGUACUCGGUGCCCUAUUGUGCCUGUGCGGGACCGAACUGCGGGCCGAGCUGGAGAAACAAACUCAGUUGGUCACGUUGCUCGGAGCUGUGGCCGAGAGGGUGAGACAAGCUGGAGGGUCCACGAGACAGGUGGCUCUUCUGGAGGGCCUUGAAAGCGUUCAGAACUUUUUCCAGAGAAGUUACUGCCGACUUCCCCUCUUCCCGAGUCUGGUGGCCAAGGAGCUCAACAUCAAAGCCUGCUCCUUCUUCAACUCUAACGCUCUCCCUCUCAAGCUGGCCUUGGUCAAUGCAGACCCGCUAGGAGAGGAGAUCAAUGUUAUGUUCAAGGUCGGAGAAGAUCUGAGGCAGGACAUGUUGGCGCUGCAAAUGAUCCGCAUUAUGGACCGCAUAUGGCUGCAAGAGGGCCUGGACCUUCGCAUUGUUAACUUCAAAUGCAUCUCCACGGGCAAGGACAAAGGCAUGGUGGAGCUUGUGCCAUCCUCUGAGACCCUAAGAAAAAUCCAGGUGGAGUACGGUGUCACUGGCUCCUUUAAGGACAAACCGCUGGCUGAGUGGCUGCGCAAGUACAACCCUGCCGAAGACGAGUACGAGAAGGCGUCUGAAAACUUCAUCUACUCAUGCGCAGGCUGCUGCGUAGCCACCUACGUGCUGGGCAUCUGCGACCGGCACAACGACAACAUCAUGCUGCGCUCCACCGGCCAUAUGUUCCACAUCGACUUCGGCAAGUUCCUUGGCCACGCUCAGAUGUUUGGCAGCUUCAAAAGGGACCGAGCCCCGUUCGUCCUGACCUCCGAUAUGGCAUACGUCAUUAACGGCGGCGAGCGUCCCACGAGUCGCUUCCAGCUGUUUGUCGACCUCUGCUGCCAGGCCUACAACCUCAUCCGCAAGCACUCUGGACUUUUCCUCAACCUGCUGUCACUGAUGACAUCAUCGGGGCUUCCAGAGCUAACCGGUUCUCAAGACCUAAAGUACGUUUAUGAUGCGCUGCAGCCGCACAACACUGACGCAGAGGCCACCAUCUUCUUUACCAGGCUGAUCGAGUCCAGCCUGGGCAGCGUGGCCACCAAGUUCAACUUCUUCAUUCAUAACCUGGCCCAGCUCCGUUUCUCGGGUCUGCCGGCUAACGACGAGCCCAUCCUGUCCUUCUCACCCAAGACAUACACCAUGAAACAAGAGGGCCGCAUCCUCCACGCCGACAUCUUCUCCUUCCAGAAGAGAUACAACCCAGACAAGCACUACACUUACGUGGUGCGGCUGCUCAGGGAAGGCCAGAACGAUCCCCAGUUUGUCUUCCGCACUUUUGAUGAGUUCCAGGAGCUCCACAACAAACUCACCAUCAUCUUCCCCCUCUGGAAGCUGCCAAGCUUCCCAAGUAAAAUGGUCCUCGGCCGCACCCACAUCAAGGAGGUGGCUGCCAAGAGGAAGUUGGAGCUUAACAAUUACAUCCACAACCUGAUGAGGAGCUCUGCCGAAGUCAUACAGUGCGACCUGAUCUACACAUUCUUUCACCCGGCUGCGCGGGAUGACAAGACGGAAGGGUUGGAGGCGACCUCAAGAGCUCCUGACCCCCCAUUGAGUCCCACUUCGGGCCGCGUAGAAGGCGAAGUGAAACUGUCCAUCUCGUACAGGAAUAGCACACUCUUCAUCAUGGUCAUGCACAUAAGAGAUCUGGUGUCUGAAGAAGGGACGGAUCCCAAUCCAUACGUGAAGACAUACCUGCUCCCGGAUCCCCACAAGACCUCCAAGCGGAAGACAAAAAUCUCAAGGAAAACCAGAAACCCAACUUUCAACGAGAUGCUGGUGUACAGCGGCUACAGCAAGGAGACGUUGGGCCUGCGGGAGCUGCAACUCAGCGUCCUCAGCGCAGAGUCCCUGCGCGAGAACUACUGCUUGGGUGGCAUCACGCUGCGCCUCAAAGACUUUGACCUGGGCAAGGAGACAGUCAAGUGGUACAAGCUCGCUGCUGUCCCCUACUUCUAAAAAAAAAAAAAAAAAAAAAAAGCCACCGGGAUUGUUUCUGUGACAAAACAAUCGCAGCUUCCUUUUUUUUCGUCUCUCUUAACUUUAACAAUGAGCUGUAAUGUUUUGUACAUUUUGAUAUUAGAGGACCAAAACUGCUCACUUACUGAAGAGUAAAUAUAAAUAUAUAUAGAGAUAGACGUGUUUAUUUUUUAAGGGCUAGAAACAAACGGGGGCGGGGGGGUUUACACGUUCUCCUUCCUUUGGGGAGCAUCACCGUUUGCUGCUUUUACCGCAGACACUUUGAGGUAGUUUGACACACCAGAUUCCAAGUAAUGAACUACGGGAAUCUCCCAGGAAAUGUAAGGUGUUGUUAAUUUCACCACAGACACUUUUGGGGUAAUUGGACACAGAAAAUUCCAGGUAAUAAUAAUAGUACAGUUCUCCCAGAAAUUGGACUUUUGCGUAGUUUCACUCACCAGAUUCCAGGUAAUGAAUUACUGUGUAGGAUUCUUCCCGAUGUAAUGUUUGCUGUUUUUCACGCAGCACACUUUUGGUGUAGUUUGAGAGAAGGUUCGAAGUGUUAAACUACAGCAUUGUCCCUGAAAAUGUGCCAAAUUUAGCAGAAAAAGGGUGUCAAAAAUCUGACCGCUCCAACAGGUGCCUUAGCGAUGGAUCACAAUCUUUUCAUGUGGCCUUACUGUUAAAUUUAUUUUCAACAACCUCACAAGUCAGAUGUAUUCCGGAAAUGUGUUUGUCGUCGUCGGGGUUGUCGGGUGAAGAUGGGCUUCCGCUAAUUGCACACUCGCUGGUAUUAAUGGAAAAACGGCACAUUUUGCGACUCUGGGACUUCACUUCCAGUGCCUUCGCAUUCAUUUGGAAUGUUCCUGGUUGCUUCCAAUCAGCACUUUUACACACUCACACAGACAUUUAAAAAAAAAAAAAAAAAAAAGGGAACAAGGAAACUCACACUAAAAAUGUUAGUUUUCCAGCACCUUGCAAGUGUGUUCACAGAUCAUGAUGAUGAUGACCACGCAUGAAAAAGUGACACAUUUAAUAAUUAAUACCACCUUGAUUCACUCUUUUGUCUGUAUAAAAAGAGUGUUUGUGUUAACAUGGCCAGUUAUUUAUUUCUAAUUGGUGACUUGUAACUUCCCCUCUUCAACGGAUCAAUGUGUGUGGACUGUAAUCCCUCUUUCCUAAAGCAAAUUAAAUGUUUUU
Molecule: messenger RNA, 6610 nt
Organism: Syngnathoides biaculeatus (alligator pipefish)
Lineage: Eukaryota; Metazoa; Chordata; Actinopteri; Syngnathiformes; Syngnathidae
Gene: pik3c2a
Product: phosphatidylinositol-4-phosphate 3-kinase, catalytic subunit type 2 alpha
Exons: 33
Coding region: 230-5410 (1726 amino acids)
Biological process (GO): phosphatidylinositol 3-kinase/protein kinase B signal transduction; phosphatidylinositol-3-phosphate biosynthetic process; cell migration
Cellular component (GO): cytoplasm; plasma membrane; phosphatidylinositol 3-kinase complex
Molecular function (GO): 1-phosphatidylinositol-4-phosphate 3-kinase activity; 1-phosphatidylinositol-3-kinase activity; phosphatidylinositol binding
Source: RefSeq, a predicted model, not a curated record